Messenger RNA from Fusarium sp. VM40, 411 nucleotides. NCBI's taxonomy places the organism in Eukaryota, Fungi, Ascomycota, Sordariomycetes, Hypocreales, Nectriaceae. The record is from the annotation of a GenBank genome assembly.
AUGUUCGACAUAUCAUCAAUCGAGUGCACACCAAUCGUCCUCCUAGGCUUUUCCGCCAUCAGCAUUUACACCGGCGCCGCACAUAUCGCCCAAGGCAUCAAAAUGUAUCUCCCGGCCUCUGAACGGGUCAAACUACCAUCAGACUCAAUCUCCAAGCUAGACACGAAUUACCGAUUCCUGGGAGGUGUAUUCAUCGGCUACGGAGCAAUGUUUGCGUGGACAGCAAAUGAUAUCCAAUCUAGGCAGCUUCCCUUGAAUAUCCUUUUGAUUGCUGGAGGGCUUAGCGGUAUAGGCCGGAUUGUUUCGGCUGCGACUUUUGGCUGGGGGAGUCCAUUUGCGAGAAAUGCAGCUAUUAGGGAGGUUGUGCUUCCUCCUUUGGUUUAUUGGUUUGGAAGUCGUCACUAUGUCUAA